CAUGAAGCUCCUCCCCCACCGCUACCCCUUCCUCCUCGUCGAUCGCGUGCUCGAGAUCGAGCAGGGCUCCUACGCCAUCGGCCUCAAGAACGUGACCAUCAACGACAACUUCUUCCCCGGUCACUUCCCCCAGCGCCCCAUCAUGCCCGGCGUUCUCAUGGUCGAGGCGAUGGCGCAGGUCGGCGGUCUCAUCAUGCUCGACCCCGCCGCAUCGGGCGACGGCGGAACCCAGCAGGAGUUCUUCUUCGCCGGCAUCGACGGCGUCAAGUUCCGCAGGCCCGUCGUCCCGGGCGACCAGCUCGUGAUGAAGGUGGUCCUCACCAAGAUGAACAAGCGCUUCGGCAUCGCCAAGAUGAAGGGGCAGUGCUUCGUCGGCGAGGAUCUCGCGUGCGAGGCGGAGCUCACCCUCGCCCUCGGCUCGUGAGCGAACGAUUCCGUGAGGUUGGUUGCGUCGAGUGAGAUUUUGUGAGCGAGAUUGAGCAGUUGUAACGAGACAUCGUUGGUU
Micromonas commoda is the source of this 505-nucleotide messenger RNA. RefSeq lists its product with no specific name. Gene Ontology annotation, biological process: fatty acid biosynthetic process. The coding region runs from base 2 to 424 and encodes 140 amino acids. Gene Ontology annotation, molecular function: hydro-lyase activity. Lineage: Eukaryota; Viridiplantae; Chlorophyta; Mamiellophyceae; Mamiellales; Mamiellaceae. The record is from RefSeq and is a predicted model, not a curated record. The transcript has a single exon.